GCUCCCAGCUUCCGGUCGAAGUGUAAAUGGAUACAUGACACAGUUGUUUGGGAAGGAAGGCUUAUUCUUCAGAAAAGCGCAAACGUUCGUGAAAGCUACCGACACGCUUUUGACAUCGUAGCGGCUGACAGUGCUGUGUGGAGCCGGCCGCGAUGGAGGCGGUUCCCCGGAUGCCGAUGAUCUGGCUGGAUCUGAAGGAGGCAGGGGAGUUCCAGUUCAGCCCGUCCGUGAGGCAGUUCAUCUUAAAGAACUAUGGAGAGAAUCCGGACAACUACAAUGAACAGAUGAAGAAGUUGGAGACACUGCGGCAGAGCGCGGUGAAUGUGACGAGGGAUUUCGAGGGAUGCAGCACGCUGAGGAAGUACUUCGGUCAGCUGCAUUACCUCCAGAGCCGGGUGCCCAUGGGAACGGGCCAGGAGGCGGCUGUACCCAUCUCAUGGACUGAAAUUUUCUCUGGAAAAACGGUCACGCAUGAUGACAUCAGCUAUGAACAAGCCUGCAUCCUCUACAAUCUUGGGGCUCUGCACUCCAUGCUGGGAGCCAUGGAUAACAGGGUGUCUGAGGAGGGGAUGAAGGUUUCCUGCACCCACUUCCAGUGUUCUGCUGGAGCAUUCUCUUACCUGAGAGACAAUUUCAGCCACAACUUCAGUGUGGACAUGAGCCACCAGAUCCUUAACCUCAACAUUAACCUUAUGCUGGGUCAAGCACAGGAGUGUCUCCUAGAGAAGUCCAUGUUGGACAACAGGAAGAGUUUUCUGGUUGCUCGCAUCAGUGCUCAGGUGGUGGAUUAUUACAAAGAGGCCUGCAGGGCUCUGGAGAAUUCGGAGACGGCCUCCAUGCUGGGAAAGAUCCAGAAGGACUGGAAGAAACUGGUUCAGAUGAAGAUCUACUACUUUGCUUCCAUUGCACAUCUUCAUAUGGGAAAACAGGCUGAGGAACAACAGAAGUAUGGAGAGAGGUUGGCUUACCUGCAGAGCUCCAUGGAUAAACUCAAUGAAGCCAUCAAGUUGGCCAAGGGUCAACCAGACAGUGUGCAGGAGGCCUUGAGGUUCACUAUGGAUGUUAUUGGUGGAAAGUUUAAUUCAGCCAAAAAGGAUAAUGACUUCAUCUAUCACGAGACAGUUCCUUCUCUGGAAACUCUGGCCUCAGUCAAAGGUGCGCCACUGGUGAAAGCUCUACCCGUCAACCCCACUGACCCGACUGUCACCGGACCAGACCUGUUUUCCAAGUUGGUGCCUAUGGCUGCCCAUGAAGCAUCGUCUCUGUACAGCGAGGAGAAGGCCAAGCUGCUGAGGGACAUCAUGGCCAAAAUAGACAGCAAGAAUGAAACCCUAGAGCAGUUCAUGGACUCCUUGGGCUUGGAGCCAGAAUCGGUGGACAAUCUGGACAUGUACAGUCAUAUACCCCCGGUCCUGAUGGAGAAAUGUGCUGCACUCAGUGUUCGACCCGACACUGUCAAGAGCCUCAUUCAGUCCAUGCAGGUCCUCUCGGGGGUCUUCACUGAUGUGGAGUCUUCACUGAAGGAGAUCAGAGAUGUCCUGGAGGAAGAUGAGGCUGACGAGAGAGCUCUCCAGGAAGUUGGUGGCCCCACUGUAGGCGAAGCGCACCCAGCCAUGCAGGGCCAGGCUCUGGCUGAGAUCCGCAGGGACCUGGAGAAGUACAUGGAGGCCCACGAGAAGGCCAGUUUCACCAACACGGAGCUCCACCGGGCCAUGAAUCUACACAUCAGCAAUUUGCGUCUCCUGGGUGGGCCAUUGGAAAGUCUAAGAGAUGCCCUGCCCCGACCUGAGCUCAGUGAAGAGGAAGUAGCAGGGCUGCAGUGCAUGAAGCGGAUACUUGGGAAGGUGCAGGAAAUGAGGGAACAGAGAGGCUCUUUGGAGAAACAGCUCCGUGAUCUCAUCCAGCAGGACGACAUCACCUCCACGCUAGUCACUACAGACAGGGCUGACAUAAAGCGUGUAUUUGAGGACCAGCUGAAGAAGUAUGAACAGGUGAAAGUGUACAUUGAUCAGAACCUGGCAGCUCAGGAGAACAUCCUGAAGGCUCUGACUGAGGCUAAUGUCCAGUAUGCCUCGGUUCGGAAGGGCCUAAGCCAGACUGAGCAGCAGUGGAACAGCACAGUCCAGGGCCUGGUGGGCUCAUAUGAAGCCUAUGAGGACCUGAUGAAGAAAUCACAGGAGGGGAAGGAGUUCUACGACGACCUGGAGGCCAAAGCAUCUCGUCUGCUGGAGAGAGCAAAAAUCUUGUGUCAGACCAGAUCAGAGGAGAGGAAGCCCAUCCUGGAAAAAGAAAUCCAGAAAAAAACCCCAGCACGGCCUACAGCAGCAAAACCUUCCCUGAUGCCAAAGGCUCCAGAUACCGACUCUGCCUGUUCUAGCCUUGAAGACCCAGAGUUGGCCCAGCUCAGUGCAGCCAUCUUGGCUUUGGGUGGUGACCUACCUGAGGAGCUCCGCAGCCUCCCCCCUGACAUUCCUUCCCUCCCCACCACUCGUCACCCUUGUCCUGAAGCCUUUAUCCCCCCCAGUGCUAAUCUGGGUGGUAGCAGCUCUCUGCCAUGGCCCGGAGCUCCAGCAGCUGGUCUUCCUCGAUUCUUUGCCAACCUGCCUCCUCCAGAACUUUUGGCAAGGAUUGCUCAGUUUCCUACUUCAGGGGGUCAAUCAAUGCAGGGACCUCUGCCACGUGGACCCCCUCAUAUGACUCCACAGAUUCCUCCACAAAUGGCACCCCAAGCAACAGUAGUGGGUUAUCGACCACCUGCUCCUCAUGCUCCCCAACCUGGCCCUGUUGCCCCUACAUCAGUCCGACCCGCAACCACCACCGUUGACAGCAUCCAGGCCCCGAUCCCCAGCAACGCCCCCACACCUCAUCAUACAGUUCCACCUGCAGCCACAGCUGGCUAUGCUGUGCCACCACAGAUGGGUGCCUAUCCCCAUUUCAUGCCACAACCAGGGAUGCCCAUUCAAGGCCCAAGCCAAACACCUGCAUCUCAAUCACAGCAGCAGAAGCAUCCACAGCAGUACCCCCACUCUACUGGGCAACCAGUGCCGCAGGGCCACCAGCCUGGACCAAGGGUUUUUCCCGGCCAUCACAUUCAGAUUCAGCAAGCUUUUCCACAGAGAUAUAUGCCCCCACACCCUGCUGGUGUUCCUCCCCAGUACCAACAUGCAUUCCCAGGUCAGCUGCAACCACAUCAACAGAAUGGCUUUCAGCCACAGAUACCCCAAGGUUAUCAGCCUCGACAUGGCUUUUUACCCCAGCAACACCCACAGAUGACGCCAGGCUCCUUGCCAAGGCCAUCUCAGGCCCAGAUGCCACCUCAGACUGUACACCCACAAAUACCUGCAACUUCUCAGCCAGCACCCCCUGUAUCUCAGCCCUACCUGCCCCAUCCCAACCAACAAAUGCCUAUGGGUCUCCCCCACCAACACAUGCUACCACAACAGCAGCAAAUCUCAAUGCCCCCCUCUGCCCAGCCGGUUCCACCCCACCCUCAGAUGCAGAUGGGAAGUGGUCCCAGAGCACAGAUGCCCCCCACAAGUCAGCCAAUGCCACCAGUCUCACAAAACUACAUGCCCCAGAUGAGUCAACCCAUUCACCCUACCCUGCAUCCACAGAUGCCUCCUGCCUCACAACCUCAUAUGGUUCCUGGUCCUCAGGUCCACUUGCCCAGGGGCCCCAAUAUGCCUCAAAUGCAUCCUGGACAGCCUCCUGUUCCAAACAUGGCACAGCAGCCUAUGCGGAUGCCCAUCCAGCCCCAAACUCAACCCCCUCAUUCUGGGGGAGUUUGCUACCCAGGAGGGGCUCCAAUGAUGCCUCAGCAGCCCCUGGCACCACAACCUGCGGCCCCCCAACAACCUCAUACUGCUCUUCCUAUGACUCAUCCACAGCCUUCUAAUAUUUACCCUUCACCUCCAGGACCUAAUGUACCUCCAGCUGCUCCACAGCAACCCACUGCCAUGAGCCCACAUGGUCCUCAUGUUCCCUCCUCUCAACACAUGAUCCAACCUUCACUUGUUGGUCCUUCAGCAACUCAACCACCCAACACCAUCCCUCCUUCUCCUUCCCCUUCCCCCUCUCCGGCACCUUCUCCAGGUCCUGCCUCUUUAGGUUUGAACCCCCAGCAGAGACCCACACUGACCCCCACCCCUGGAGGCACAGUGCCACCCACUCUACCCUCUCCCUCAGCUGUCUCUCCCUCCACUUCGCUGUUUCAACGCCAGAAUUCAAGCACAGAUGACCUUCUCUCCUCGAGCCCCGAGAGCCAACCUGGAGGAACCAAGGCACCCACUAAUGUCCUCCAGCCGACUAAAGCUGACCCACAGGAUGGAGAGCGUCGCAAGAAGAGCUCCCAGGGAGUUCUCCUGAUCCAGGGUGACCCGUAUCAAGCACCAGAGUGUGUCGCCCGGCUUCAUAGUGAACUGGAACGUUAUAGAGCCCAAGUUGAUUCCCUGGAGCACCCCUCGGAGAGCGAGGGUGGCCUGUCAGUGCUGGAUGCUCGAUGGAAAGAGCUUCAGGACCAGCAGGAGAAGGACGCUCGCCAGCUCUCCAUCGCCAUCGCCCGCUGCUACACUAUGAAGAACCGUCACCAAGACGUCAUGCCCUAUGACCUCAACCGUGUUGUGCUUCAGUCAGGCAAAGAUGAUUACAUCAAUGCCAGCUACGUGGAGGACUUGUCCCCGUACUGCCCGCGCCUUAUUGCAACACAAGCUCCCCUCACUGGCACAGCAGCGGACUUCUGGCUGAUGGUUUAUGAGCAGAAGGUGUCACUGAUCGUCAUGCUGGUGUCGGAGCAGGAGCUUGAAAAGGGAAAGGUCCUGCGCUACUUCCCGACAGAGCGUGGCCAGCAGCUCUCUCAGGGACCAAUCACGCUCAGCUUGACCACGCAGAAGAUGACGCCGACGCAUGUGGAGCGAAUGAUCAGCCUUCAGUACAGAGACCAAAGCCUGAAACGCACCGUUGUCCAUCUGCAGUUCACGUCCUGGCCAGAGCUGGGUCUCCCUGACAGCAAGAGCAACCUGCUGCGAUUCAUCCAGGAGGUUCAUGGACACUACCUCCACCAGAGGCCCUUACACACUCCUAUUGUGGUGCACUGCAGCUCGGGUGUUGGACGCACUGGUGCCUUCUGUCUGCUGUACGCGGCUCUGCAGGAACUGGAGGCGGGAAAGGGGAUCCCUGACCUUCCACUGCUGGUGAAGAAGAUGAGACAGCAAAGGAAGAACAUGCUACAAGAAAAGCUCCACCUGAAGUUCUGCUAUGAGACUUUGCUGAAGCAUGCAGAGAAUGUCCUUCAGCGUCACGGCAUCACUACUGCCGCUUGCAGCAAGAACACCAACUCUGCAGCCACAAAGUCUUACUCCAGACAGGAGUCGCAGCAGGACAUUGUCCUCGGUGCGGACAUGCCCAUCAGCUCCAUCCAGGCCACCAUCGCCAAGCUCAGCAUCCGCCCGCCCAGCACCACAGACCCGGCCAUGGAGGCCACGGGCGUCCUGGACGAGCAGCAGGAGCACGUCACCGCCAUCUUACCUGACCUGGACACUCUGGGAGACAUCCAGCUGUUCCAGGAGCCCAGUUCACCUGCAGACACCAGGCCCCCGUCCUCCUUCAGCCCGCCUCUGUCCUCCCCUCCACACUCCCCACCUCCACCCAACGGCCUGGACAUCGCCGCCUGCCCUUCCUCUCCUCCACCCACGAACCACCAGUUGGUCCCAGAGGCCGCCCCCAGCGUUAGUCCGCCUCCAGCCUCGUCGUCUCUGCAGCUGCUCGCCUCACUGACGCCCGAGGCCUUCUCCAUGGAGGGCGGAGGCCGGGGGAAGCAGCGGGUGACCAAGCAGAGCUUCCUGCAACCGGCGGAGGGUCAGGGCCUCCAUGGGACAAGGGAGGAAGAGGGCGGCGACCCGCUAAGUAGCCUGGACCCUCUGUGGAGCCUCAACAAGCGCUGAGAUAUCUCUAUCCACCACCAGGCGUCGCUAGAGGCCUGCAGCUGCUUCUUCUAAUCCUACUUUUCCUUUUUAAAAGGUCCAGUGUGUAAGAACUCGUGAGACUGCAGAAUGCAGCACACACUGAAGACUCCCUUUCCCCAAGCAUGUCGGGGGAACUGUGGUGGCUGUUGCAGACCAGAAAGGAUUUAAACGCUCUUUUACCACUCGUCUGCAGUGUCUUUUUUUAAAAUUAUUUUAAUGCAGUCAUACACUUAAAGUGAAUUGUAUUCCAUUUCUGCCAACAAAGAGAAUCAAAAACGUGACUAUGUAAUGCGGGGAGAAUUCGUAACAUUUAUUGGAUGGAAUAAAAACGCUGAAGAACGACCAGUAGGGACGGUUACACUCUGGACCUUUUAAAAUACAAUCAUGCUAAAUCCUGAGAGUUUUGGAAACGUGUUAGUGAUGAUUAACCGCGAUGUGCCUGGUGGCAGAGUGUCGGUGUCUGGUUUUGAGUUUGAGACCUGAAAUGCACUCACAUUCUCCUGCCGUCAUGGCGACGGCAGCAUCUUCUGGGACCAGAUCACUAUGCACUCGUCUGAACCCGAUCAUUCUUUGUUGCUUUUCUUUUCACUUAUCUGUGACGAAUGGAACCUGCUCUGCAAAACACACCACCACCACCAAAAAAAACUAAACACCCAGCAUGCAUUGCAUCGACGCGUCAUGUUUUGGGGCGGCUCCUCCGAUCGCUGGAAUAACGGACUUGUGGUGUCAUGGCAACAGAGCAGCACAUGAAGAUUAUGUUUUUUUUCCUCUUUUGUCUGUAACACUGUAAAUAAAUAAAAUUAAAUUAGACUCUUCCUUACAAGCCAUGUCACUAAUCAUCCAUUAUUGUAAAAAAAACUAAUAAAUCCAGUAGACAAAGUG
Molecule: messenger RNA, 6842 nt
Organism: Solea solea (common sole)
Lineage: Eukaryota; Metazoa; Chordata; Actinopteri; Pleuronectiformes; Soleidae
Gene: ptpn23a
Product: protein tyrosine phosphatase, non-receptor type 23, a
Exons: 24
Coding region: 153-5939 (1928 amino acids)
Biological process (GO): protein transport to vacuole involved in ubiquitin-dependent protein catabolic process via the multivesicular body sorting pathway; endocytic recycling; early endosome to late endosome transport
Cellular component (GO): endosome
Molecular function (GO): protein binding; protein tyrosine phosphatase activity
Source: RefSeq, a predicted model, not a curated record